CAUUGUGCCAGAGGUCCGCUAGCUUGAUGCAGGGGUGCUGUCGACAGCCUGCAGCUCCAGAAGAUAACGGGCCAGUUUAUCCUGGGUAUUGUAAUCGUUCCGGAAGAUGGUGGCUAAACAGAGGAUUCGCAUGGCCAACGAGAAACACAGCAAGAACAUCACGCAGAGAGGAAACGUAGCCAAGACGCUGCGACCACAAGAGGAGAAGUAUCCUGUGGGUCCCUGGCUGCUUGCCCUCUUUGUAUUUGUUGUGUGUGGAUCAGCCAUAUUUCAGAUCAUCCAGAGCAUCCGUAUGGGAAUGUGAUCCAGAAAGAGCCUCCUGACCCCCUCACCCCAUGCCCUCACUGAGCCCGGCUAGCCUGCACCUGCACACCCCUAAUCCCUUCCAGAGGCCAAAGCUACAGAUCCAGCAGAUCUCAGAGAGAAGCUUCCCCAACCACCACCUCCUCCCUCAGCCCCUCCUCGGGACAUCUCCCUGCCCCCGAUCAGCGUUUACAGUGUUGCAGUCUGUGGUAUGACAGCUUUUCUAUGGACAGUCUAAAACCACACCGGCUGGAGAACAUGUGUGUCUCAUUACUCACUUGACACCUGUGUGCUUGUGUGUGUGAAGGUGUGACUGAUAAUAUGAGUGUGUGCAGCCAGUAAUUCCUGCUGACAAUGUGCCAUAUCUGUCUGUUUAAGUAUUUGUCUGUGUUAUGUGGGAAGAAUCUUUUUUCAAAUAAAUGUGGAGCAUUUAGGGAGCGUACAGUU
Messenger RNA from Micropterus salmoides (largemouth bass), 750 nucleotides. RefSeq names its product stress-associated endoplasmic reticulum protein family member 2 (gene serp2). Gene Ontology annotation, biological process: endoplasmic reticulum unfolded protein response. Lineage: Eukaryota; Metazoa; Chordata; Actinopteri; Centrarchiformes; Centrarchidae. The record is from RefSeq and is a predicted model, not a curated record. The coding region runs from base 107 to 304 and encodes 65 amino acids. The transcript is spliced from 3 exons. Gene Ontology annotation, cellular component: endoplasmic reticulum.